Messenger RNA from Symsagittifera roscoffensis, 1780 nucleotides. RefSeq names its product sodium-dependent phosphate transport protein 2A-like. Gene Ontology annotation, biological process: sodium-dependent phosphate transport. Gene Ontology annotation, cellular component: membrane. The coding region runs from base 116 to 1717 and encodes 533 amino acids. The transcript has 7 exons. The record is from RefSeq and is a predicted model, not a curated record. NCBI's taxonomy places the organism in Eukaryota, Metazoa, Xenacoelomorpha, Acoela, Convolutidae. Gene Ontology annotation, molecular function: sodium:phosphate symporter activity.
GCCAGUGGGAUCACUAUUAGUUCACGAUUAUUUUGAGAGACUUACAGCAGCUGAUAAAGUAUAAAAUAGGUUAUCUCUCAAAUAUUUCGAAUUAGUUAAAUUUCUGCGUAGCAAUAUGACAUCUUCUGAACACGCGGAUUCUUCAAUCAAGGAUCUGGAUUUGGAAUCCAGCAAACCAGAACAUUGCAAACUAGGCAAGAAGACUCGCGUCUGGCAAGGUGUCCGAAUUGCUUUGCAGUUAUGUGCCAUUUUCGUGCUUCUUUACUUCUUCGUGUGUUCGGUGGACCUCAUGAGCAACGGGUUGAAACUCAUCAUGGGCAGCUCUGCCAACUCCGUGUUCGAGAGUGACAUCAUGCGCAACCCAGUGGCUGGUCUGAUGAUAGGGGUGAUGGGCACUGUUCUUCUGCAGAGCUCGAGCACUUCCACUGCCAUUAUUGUGACUCUCGUGGCAUCCAAGACCCUUAAUGUCAAACAAGCCAUCCCGAUGGUAAUGGGCGCCAAUAUCGGGACUUCAGUGACAAGUACGUUCGUAGCCAUGGGACAGAUCAACGUCAGGAAAGAGUUCGAGAGAGCCUUCGCAGGAGCCACAGUCCACGAUAUGUUCAACUGGCUGACUGUGAUAGUUCUACUGCCAGUUGAAAUUUGCACUGGCUAUCUGUUGUGGCUGUCGGGCUUGAUGGUCUCAAAUGUCAAGAGCGAUAGCUCGGAGGAAUCAGUUGACUUGCCAGGACUGAAGACAAUCACGAAACCGCUGACGGAUCUUAUAGUUAUAGUUAGCUCCAAUACAAGCUCUCGGAUUUUGAAGAGCGAUUGUGGAGAGAAACAACAUCAUGAACCAUGCAAGGCUCUCUUCAAUCUUCUGAACUGGUCUGACUCAGCCAGUGGAGCCAGUGUUCUAGUUUUGUCCAUCGUGUGUCUCUGUGUCUGUCUGGUACUCCUCGUAAAAGUACUCAGGUUGCUCUUCUCUCACUACAUUUCGGACAUCAUCAAGAAAACUGUCAACUCACAACUGCCGAAACCAUUCGGAUUCCUUACAGGCUAUGUGGCUGCAAUCAUUGGCGCUCUUCUGACAGUGGUCAUCCAGAGCAGUUCCAUCUUCACUUCCACCCUCACCCCUCUGGUUGGAAUCGGAGUCUUGGAGUUGGAGACAAUCUUCCCCCUCACCCUGGGAUCCAACUUGGGUACCACUGGAACUGGGAUUCUGGCAGCAUUCGCCAAUGAGAACUUGAAUGUUUCGCUUCAGAUUGCCUUGUGUCAUCUGUUGUUUAAUCUCAGUGGUUUCAUUUUAUGGUACCCUGUGCCUCUUCUUAGAAAACUCCCUCUCUGGCUGGCAAGACAACUGGGCAGAAUAACAGCCGACUACAGAUGGUUCGCCCUGGUCUACCUCAUCGGCAUGUUCCUAAUUGCACCCUCUUUUGUCUUCCUUCUCUCAUGGGCGGGAACUCUAACUCUCUACUGUGUCGGAGGACCUUUAGUUGCAUCGAUUGCUGUAAUAAUAUUUGUCAACAUAGCACAGAACUCAGAAAAGUCGAAGGGAUACUUGCCGACGUUUCUCAAGACUUGGGAUUUCCUGCCGAUGUGGCUAAGAUCGCUGGAACCUUACGACAAAAUGAUCAAAUCCAUAAAACAUGUUCUGAAAAAAGAGAGCAAUAAAGAAAGUUUCAUGACGUCUAAUUUUCCUGCUUAUGAUAAAACUAGCUGUGAUGAAAACUUAUAGGAAAAUACUUCGUUUUAUUAUUGGUUAUCAGUCAAAAAAGAGAAUAUUUUUUGAAAAAAUUAU